Molecule: messenger RNA, 2035 nt
Organism: Sardina pilchardus (European sardine)
Lineage: Eukaryota; Metazoa; Chordata; Actinopteri; Clupeiformes; Clupeidae
Gene: cd68
Product: CD68 molecule
Exons: 6
Coding region: 367-1374 (335 amino acids)
Biological process (GO): establishment of protein localization to organelle
Cellular component (GO): late endosome membrane; plasma membrane; lysosomal membrane
Source: RefSeq, a predicted model, not a curated record
CUAACUUCCUCGUACAGUCACAUGCAUUUUUGACUAAUCACUUUUUUUUAGUGUUUCGUGAUAAGUUGAGCUUUAUAAGUGUGAUGCACUUCUCAAAGCACGCAGCCAUUUCAAAAGAGCCCACUUUUAAAGAAAUUGAAACUUAGUGGAAUAGACUGGUUUGGUAAACGGCUACAUCCCUCAACUGUUAAGUUAAGCCUGCAGUUGCCCUACCAGUUCCACUUCCUAGCUCAUGUUUAGUUUCGUUUCUCUCUCUGAUCACUGGGCAGCUGCUUAUUUUCGCAGUCAACUAGCCUACUCAUCUCAGUGGAAAAAAGUUGGCAUAGCUUGUCCGUCACCUCGGUUUGGCUCGAAGAAAUCAGCAAAAUGAAGAUGGGAGUCUUUUUCCUGAUUGCCACGUGUGUCCUAUCCACAGCAAUCACAUCAGCCCGGGAGAACAACAAACACAAGCCACCGGGAACCCUUCAUCCCCCAGCCGAGUUUACUAGUGUACAACCCCAACCCACAACAGCCAAAAUAACAACCACUACAACCACCACCACAACCACCAAACCCAUGACCACCACCAAAUCCACGACCACCACCAAACCUACGACCACCACCGAACCCACGACCACCACCAAACCCACGACAACCACCAAAGCCACUGCAACCACCAAACCCCACACAACCACAAAAUCCACCAAACCCCCUACAACCACAAAACCCACCACCCCAAAACCCACCACCACAAAACCCACCACCAAACCCGGCCCUGUGCCAGGUCCAACUCCGUCCCCUAACAUCACUAUGGGCAGCUUCAACUAUUCAGAAGGAGACACGCUUUAUGUUAUGGCCCAGAUGAUACUUAUGAUCAAAGUGAAUGACAGCAAGACUGUAGGUACGUUCAUUGUCCAACCAAGUAUGACAAAAGCAACUGGUGUGACUACUAAGGACUCCGUGAAACUCAUCCUAACCUUUCAUGAGGGCAAUAUUACAUUUCUAUUCCAAAGGAACACAACCUCAAAGACUGUCUAUGUCAGCUCUUUGCAUAUGGACCUGGCCUACGCUUUCAAACAAGCAGAUAAGCAGACUUACAGCACCAAGAAUGAAUCACUGGAUCUCUUCAAGGCAGCCAUUGGCCACUCCUACUCCUGUAAGAACGAGUCCAUCUUCCUCGGAAAGGGGAUAUACUUGGAAGUGACCCAGGAUAGAGUCCAGGCCUUCAACUUCACUGCGAACCAGUUUGGCCACCCUGACCUGUGCAAGGCCGACCAGCCUGACUACACUGUUGCCAUCGCUGUGGGCGUUGUCCUUCUCAUCCUCAUCGUUAUCGUGAUCCUUGCGUACAUAUGCAGCCGCCGACGCAGGUCCGACGGCUACCAGUCCCUGUGAGGAACGUGUGCGGGCAAAGGAUACCAACCACCUCCGUCCGUGGAGCAUCAUUCAUCCUCUCAUCUCAUCUGUAGGCCUAAUGCUCCCUCAGCGUCCCAAUGUGGAAGUCAUAUUUUGUAAUCUCGACAGUUUACAGCUUUGUUUCUUUGCGCACUGUGUUAUUAACUGAUGUCUGUAGGAUGCUAUUGUGUGAACUGGUGUUGAGUGAAGGUCACUAUCCUCAUAAAGCACUGAUUUUUGUUUUUUGUUGUUGUUGAUUUGGCUUUUUCAGCUAUAAUGAAGUAUUAAUGAAAAAGGGAUGACUGUCACUCACAUCAUACUAAAGGGAAUCAAGAUAGGUCUAUGCCACAAUAUAUUGUAAAACUUUGACAAAAUAGUAUUUCAGAACGACAUGUUUUUCUGAUUCAGUUCCUUACUCAAAGGGUAUGUAUAAGUGGGAAUAAUAAUAAUAAUAAUAAGGUGGUUGUUGCAAAGCUUUAAAGUUUUAGCCGUAGUGAGCUUAUUUAAAGGCAGUCCUCAAAUGUUAUGAAGGGAAUAUAUGCAAAGGCAAACAAAGACUGUAUGCAUUGUACACAGCUACAAACUGGGAAAUAUUUUGAUUGUAUGUUUAAAAAAAAGCAUUUUCAAUUUGUUAAAAUAAAGAGCAACUGACUUUACCAAA